Eurypyga helias (sunbittern) is the source of this 1259-nucleotide messenger RNA. RefSeq names its product solute carrier family 26 (anion exchanger), member 11 (gene SLC26A11). Lineage: Eukaryota; Metazoa; Chordata; Aves; Eurypygiformes; Eurypygidae. Gene Ontology annotation, molecular function: sulfate transmembrane transporter activity. The transcript has 13 exons. Gene Ontology annotation, biological process: transmembrane transport. The record is from RefSeq and is a predicted model, not a curated record. The annotation marks the transcript as partial. Gene Ontology annotation, cellular component: membrane.
AACAUCCUGGGGCUGCAGGGGAUCCCUCGCCAGUUUUUCCUGCAGGUGUACGAGACACUGCGCAGGAUCGGGGAGACCAGGGCUGGGGAUGCUGUGCUGGGGGUGUCCUGCCUGGCCGUGCUGGCAGCGCUCCGGGUGAUGAAGAGCCGCCUGCCCCGAGCUGCCACUACGGAGCCGCUGGCUGCCAGGAUCAGCUACCUGAUUGUCUGGACCACUGCCACGGCUCGAAAUGCCCUCGUAGUCCUGUUUGCUGGCCUGGUUGCUUACUCCUUCCAGGCAGUGGGCUCCCAGCCGCUCACCCUCACCGGCACCAUCCCCCGGGGGCUCCCUGCCUUCUGUCUGCCGCGCUUCUCCAUGGCGUCACCCAACGGCACCCUCUCCUUCAGGGACAUGGUGGAGGACAUGGGGGUUGGGCUGGCCGUGGUCCCGCUCAUGGGUCUGCUGGAGACUGUUGCGAUUGCCAAGGCUUUUGCCUCGCAGAACGGUUACAGGAUUGACCCCAGCCAGGAGCUGCUGGCUAUGGGCUUCGCCAACGUCCUGGGCUCCUUCGUCUCAUCGUAUCCCAUCACGGGCAGCUUCGGCCGGACAGCGGUGAAUGCGCAGUCGGGGGUCUGCCCCCCCGCCGGAGGGCUCGUGACAGGCGCCGUGGUCCUGCUCUCGCUGGCGUACCUCACCUCGCUCUUCUACUACAUCCCCAAAGCGGCGCUGGCCGCCGUCAUCAUCUCGGCUGUGCUCCCCAUGUUCGACGCUGGGAUCUUCAGGACGCUCUGGAGGGUUAAAAGGCUGGACCUUGUGCCCCUCUGCGCGACGUUCCUGCUCUGCUUCUGGGAGGUCCAGUACGGCAUUGUGGCGGGGGUGCUGGUCUCAGGGAUUCUCCUCCUCUACUCCAUUGCCAGGCCCCCAGUAAAGGUGUCAGAGGGGGACGUGCUCCUGGUGCAGCCGGGGAGCAGCCUGCACUUCCCAGCCAUCGAGGGCCUCCGGGACACCGUGUGCAGUUGUGCCCUGGCAGCAUCUCCACCACGCUCCGUGAUCCUGGACUGUCGUCACAUCAGCAGCAUUGAUUACACGGCGGGGGGGGGGCUGGGAGAGCCGCUGGACCCUGUUCUACAAGUCCUGCUGUCUGCAGACUUAGAAGGAUUCCAGCAUUUCCCCAGCCGGGAGGAGGCAGAGCAGUGCGGAGGAGCGGAGCCGGGGGGCAGCGGGACACCCCCUUCCACCAGCACCAGCGAGGCCUCACUGCUGCCCACGGGGCUCAUCCA